Molecule: messenger RNA, 841 nt
Organism: Rhopalosiphum maidis (corn leaf aphid)
Lineage: Eukaryota; Metazoa; Arthropoda; Insecta; Hemiptera; Aphididae
Product: E3 SUMO-protein ligase KIAA1586-like
Exons: 2
Coding region: 36-749 (237 amino acids)
Source: RefSeq, a predicted model, not a curated record
UUGGACUUUUUUACGAUGUUCUUUCUGAGCUUGCAAUGUUAUCUUGUAUAUUACAGUCCAGAAAAACAACUCUAAUGCGUGCCCAGUCGGAGAUAAAUAGAACGAUUAGAAUUUUAGAAAGUCUGAAAGCUGAACCUGGGGAAAAAGAAAAGGAAAUUAUAGAAGCUAUUCAGAAAGGAAUUAACAAAGGUGUCAAUAUUACAAUGACAAAAUCAGGAGGGAUUAACAGGUUACAAUUUUUGCAAAAUUUAGUAGACAGAAUGCGUCAACGCUUAUUUGAUGACUCAAAAAAUAAAACAAUGCUAGAAGACAUUCAGGUAAUUGAUGAAGUGUUCAAAGUAGCAAUUAAUGAUGCAAAGGGAGAAGAUGAAGUUAAAAGAGUAUCACGGACAUUAGGUUUUUCUGAAUUUGAAAGUGUAGUUGACUUCCGUUCAAGAAAUGUUUUUUCUAGUUUCAUGAAAGCAUUAAAUAUACUCCCAACUUCAACAGCUGAUUGUGAACGAGGGUUUUCCGAUAUGAAUUUGACAAUAACUGAUUUAAGGACUAGCUUAAACAUUGAAAAUGUGUCAGAUUUGAUGUUCAUCUCUAUCAAUGGCCCUUCAAUUGCAGAUUUUAAUCCUAGACCUUAUAUUAAAAUUUGGUUAAGAGAUCACCGUUCUGCCGUUUCCACUCCUAGAGGUAAAGAAAGAAAAGAAAUAGACGACGAAAAUAAGAUGCAGAAAUUAUUUUUUAACAAUUUAUUUAAUUAAAUUUUUUAGUAUUUGUAUAUUUUCAUAUUUUAUUGACUUAUAAAGGUAAUUUCAAGCUUUUUUUAAAAGUUUGAUUUUUUUUUUCAUAUUUU